This is a messenger RNA of Mitosporidium daphniae, 1737 nucleotides long. RefSeq names its product lysine-tRNA ligase. The transcript has 2 exons. The record is from RefSeq and is a predicted model, not a curated record. Lineage: Eukaryota; Fungi; Microsporidia. Gene Ontology annotation, biological process: lysyl-tRNA aminoacylation. Bases 1 to 1737 code for a protein of 578 amino acids. Gene Ontology annotation, molecular function: lysine-tRNA ligase activity; tRNA binding; ATP binding. Gene Ontology annotation, cellular component: cytosol; cytoplasm.
AUGUCGACCCCAACACCGAAUGAAAAAGUUUCUUCCGAUUUAAAGCUGCAUUUGGACCCCAUUACUGGGGAGCAAGUCUCCAAAUCCGAGCUCAAGCGACGUCUAAAGCAGCGAGAGGCAGAGGCUGCGUCUCGGCUUACACGUUCCGCAGAAAAGCUUGCAAUCACCAACGACGACAAACCAAAUCACUUGGACGAAGAUGAUCUGGAUCCCAAUCAAUAUUACGAGAAACGAUCUCUCAUCAUUUCCGAGCUGAAAAAGAGGCCCGAAACAUAUCCAUUCCCACACAAGUUCGAGGUGUCCAUUUCAAUUCCGGAGUUCAUUUCGAAAUACGAGCAUUUGGAGAAUGGCAGCCAUCUUUCUGAGGUCUCGCUUUCGGUAAGUGGCCGCAUUUACUCCAAACGGACAGCAAGCUCGAAGCUCUUCUUUUAUGACCUCUUUGGCGAUGGGGCAAAGGUCCAAGUCAUGGCUAAUUACCAAUUCUACGCCGGAGAUUCUGAUGCCGAUUUUCCCGCCAUAAAUGAGCUCUUACACCGGGGAGAUAUCAUUGGCGUGGUGGGAAGCCCCGGUCGCUCCAAGAAGGGAGAAUUGUCGAUAUUUCCCUCUAAGCUGAUUCUUUUGUCCCCAUGCCUACGCAUGCUUCCAAAGUCCCAUUUCGGCCUCAAGGACCAGGAGACCCGCUAUCGCCAGAGAUACUUGGAUCUUAUCAUGAACAAGCCUGUUUUUGACAGAUUCAUCUUCAAGUCCCGUCUGAUAUCGUUUCUAAGAUCCUAUUUGCACGAGAUGAAUUUCAUUGAGGUUGAAACGCCCAUAAUGAACAUCAUCCCCGGUGGCGCAUCUGCCAAGCCGUUUAUUACUCACCACAAUGACUUGGACAUGAAGCUGUACAUGAGAAUUGCUCCCGAGCUGUAUUUAAAGAUGUUGGUCGUAGGAGGCUAUAACCGUGUCUUUGAAAUCGGGCGUGUCUUUAGGAAUGAGGGCAUUGACUUGACACAUAACCCUGAAUUUACAAUGUGCGAGUUUUACAUGGCGUAUGCCGAUGUCAACGACCUUUACGGCAUUACUGAGGAUCUGCUCCACAAGAUGGUUACAAAGUUGAACGGAAGCGCACAGGUUACAUUCCAUCCGCUUCAUUCCAAUACCCCGAUUGAGAUUGACUUUACGCCUCCAUACAAAAGACUUCCAAUGAUCCCCAGCUUGGAGGAGGCUCUGAAAAUCACGUUUCCGCCUGCUAGCACCUUCCAUACAGACGAGUUCAAUGCCUUCCUGAACGAUCUCUGCAUCAAACACAAAGUUGAAUGCUCUGCGCCCCGUACAAGUGCUCGGCUAUUGGACAAGUUGGUUGGGGACUUUUUGGAGACUCAGUGUAUCAACCCGACAUUUAUUACGGAACAUCCACUGAUCAUGAGUCCGCUAGCCAAGGAUCACAGAUCCAUUCCCGGGCUAACAGAGCGCUUCGAGCUUUUUGUUGCCGGAAAGGAGCUUUGCAAUGCAUACACAGAGCUCAAUGAUCCAAUAGAGCAGCGCAUUCGAUUCCAGCAACAAAGCUGUGACAAGGAAAAGGGCGAUGAUGAGGCGCAGCCUAUUGACGAGGGCUUUAUCACUGCACUUGAGCAUGGCCUUCCACCGACCGCUGGAUGGGGCUUGGGCAUCGAUCGUCUCACCAUGUUCCUGACCGAUUCCUACAAUAUCAAAGAGGUGCUCCUUUUCCCUGCAAUGAAGCCCGAAGCCAAUUGA